Otolemur garnettii (small-eared galago) is the source of this 8146-nucleotide messenger RNA. RefSeq names its product myosin XVIIIB (gene MYO18B). Gene Ontology annotation, molecular function: cytoskeletal motor activity; ATP binding; protein binding. Bases 287 to 7933 code for a protein of 2548 amino acids. The transcript has 45 exons. NCBI's taxonomy places the organism in Eukaryota, Metazoa, Chordata, Mammalia, Primates, Galagidae. Gene Ontology annotation, cellular component: myosin complex. The record is from RefSeq and is a predicted model, not a curated record.
GUGUGUGAGUGUGUGUGGAUGGUGCUCCUGACAUUCCUCCUUCACCCCUGCUUUCCCGGCUUGGUGGGGUCCUUUCACUACCGCCUGGGGACACCACUUCUGCAGUAGUGGCUCCUGUGACCUGUGGCCUAUUUUGGAGAAGUGUAAAUACUCCCACAGCUGCCGUUAAGCUACUAAUGGGGCAUCGUUGAACUCAGAGUUGGAAAGAGAUAUUCUGCCUCAUUCUGUGCUACCUGGCAGAGAGCUCCAUCUCAUCUCAUCAUCACGACCCUGGCACAGCCUCAGCAUGGCCAUCUCAUCACGCCUCGCCCUGUGGGAGCAGAAGAUUCGGGAAGAGGACAAGAGCCCUCCACCAUCCUCGCCCCCUCCCCUUUUCUCUGUCAUCCCAGGGGGCUUUAUUAAGCAACUGGUUCGGGAGACUGAGAAAGAGGCCAAGGAAGCAAGACAGAGGAAAGAGGCCGCCCUCGCCUCUCCUGAACGGGAGACCCCAGAAAUCUCCACCAGCCAACCCAACAGCAGGUCCAGCAGUGGUACCAGAUCGGGAAGCCAACAGAUUUCCCAGGACAUCCAGCCAAGCUCUCCUGGGAGCUCAAACAUUCUGGGCAAGGAGAGUGAAGGGGUGGGCAGCACCAGCCCUGUGACGAUGACCACCUUGGAUGGGGAGAAGGCCCAGGAGCUGGGUUCUGGGGGAGCACCAGGCAAAAAGACCCUACCCUUCAAGAGAGGUGUCAGGAGGGGUGACGUGUUGCUGAUGGUGGCCAAGCUGGACCUGGACGCAGCCAAACCGGAGCAGAGGACCCCACCCCGUGAUGAACUCCCUUGCAAGACCCCACCCCCAGCCACAGACCCUGGCGGGGAAAGAAAAGGGAAUACCCCAGGGACUCCUAGUGGCCCCCAGGCCAGCACUGAGCAUUUGGGCCCCAAAGCUGAGAAGACCCGGACUGGGGAUGUUGGGGACCCAGACCAAGGAUCUGCGCUGCUGACCAAAGGCAGGAAGGGUCAAGGCACAGUGGGAAAGGGGGAUGGGCUCCCCCAGACCAAAGGGCCCACUGGGAGUGAGCCCCAGAGCAAAGACCAGGAAGGGACUGGGCCCGCUGAAGGGGAGCUAUCAAGGGCAGCAGAGAAGGUGGGAGGGGACUUUUCAGACAAUGUGGAAAAGGGGAACAUCUCCAAGGGUGCCGGGAGCGAAAGGAAGCAUGCCGUCCCCCAAAUCCAGGUGAGAAAGUGGGGCAGUUUCCUGGGCAGAAGGAGCAAGUGGGAAGGUCUCCAGAGCAAGUCAGACAAGGAAGGCGAGCUCCCGAGUAAGGCGGAGAAGACGAGUGAGCCCCAGGGCAGGGUGAGGGAGCCUGGCAAAGAGCAGGAAGGCAGGGAGAAGGCAGGUGGGCGCCCGAGUGAGGCUGCGAAGGCAGGGGAGCCCGGUGGUGAGAAGGGCAAAGUGGGACAACUUCAGAGCAGGUCUGGGGAGGCCGGUGGAGCCCAGAGUCCAACAGGGAAAGGCUCCAGGGAGGUGGAUCUAAGGAAAACGCCUUCUGGGAAGGAGGGUCAGCCUGAAAGCCCAGAGCAGAGAGCUGAGGAGCUGUGCGCCAGGACCAGGGUGGGUGAUGGGGCUGGCGCCAGGGAGCUGGCGGGACCCAGGCAGCCUGCGCUGGAGAAGUGCACAGAAAGGCCUGCGAAACAGGCGGAGAACCGAGCCGGGCCUGCCCCGCAGGAGGAGGGCGCAGGGAGCCGGAGUGGAGAUUCAGACCAGGCUCCUGAGGACAGAUGGUAUGAGGCAGAGAAAGUCUGGCUGGUUCAGAAGGAUGGAUUUACGCUUGCCACAGUGCUAAAGCCAGAUGAGGGGACAGCCGACUUGCCCGCAGGAAGGGUACGGCUUUGCAUCGAUGCUGACAAAACAAUCACUGAGGUGGAUGAGGAGUAUGUUCAUCGGGCCAACGCCCCCGAGCUGGACCAGGUUGAAGACCUGACUUCUCUCAUCAGUGUCAAUGAAUCCAGUGUCCUGAACACGCUUCUGCAGCGCUACCGGGCUCAGCUGCCGCACACCCGCACGGGGCCGGAUCUGAUCGUCCUCCAGCCCCAGGGGGCCUCAGCUCCCUCUGCAGGGAAGGUGCACAGUGGCCGCCAGGAUGGCCUGCCCACCCACAUUGGCUCCCUGGCCCAUCGGGCAUACUGGGCACUGCUGAGCCAGCGGAAAGACCAGAGCAUCGUGGCCCUUGGCCGGAGUGGUGCAGGGAAGACCACCUGCUGUGAACAGGUCCUGGAGCACCUGGUGGGGAUGGCAGGCAGUGUGGAAGGCAGGGUCUCAGUGGAGAAGAUCCGAGCCACCUUCACCAUCCUCCGGGCCUUCGGCUCUGUAUCAGCAGGCCACAGCCGCCACGCCACCCGGUUUGCCAUGGUCAUGUCACUGGACUUCAAUGCCACAGGCCGAAUCACGGCUGCUCAGCUGCAGACAAUGCUUUUAGAGAAGAGCCGUGUGGCACGGCAGCCAGAAGGGGAAGGCAACUUCCAGGUUUUCUCCCAGAUGCUAGCGGGUUUGGACCUGGAUCUCAGGACAGAGCUGUACCUGCAUCAGAUGGCGGACAGCAGCUCCUUUGGCAUGGGUGUGUGGUCCAAGCCUGAAGACAAGCAGAAGGCAGCAGCUGCCUUUGCCCAGCUCCAGGGUGCCAUGGAGAUACUGGACAUCUCGGAGAGCGAGCGGAGGGCCAUUUGGCGGGUGCUGGCAGCCAUCUACCACCUCGGCGCGGCAGGGGCCUGCAAAGUGGGCCGGAAGCAGUUCAUGCGGUUUGAGUGGGCAAACCACGCGGCCGAGGCCCUGGGCUGUGAGUAUGAGGAGCUGAACACAUCCACCUUCAAGCACCACCUGCGGCAGAUCAUCCAGCAAGUGACGUUUGGCUCAGGCAGACGGGGUCUCGAGGAGGAGGAGACUGGCUCAGGGCUCAAGAUGACAGGCGUGGAGUGUGUGGAGGGAAUGGCCUCGGGCCUGUACCAAGAGCUGUUCGCUGCUGUGGUCUCACUCAUCAACAGAUCUUUCUUCUCCCACCAUCUCUCCAUGGCUUCCAUCAUGGUGGUGGACUCUCCAGGCUUCCAGAAUCCCCGGCACCAGGGCAAGGACCGGGCGGCCACCUUUGAGGAGCUGUGCCACAAUUAUGUCCACGAGCGCUUACAGCUAUUGUUCUAUCAGAGGACCUUUGUCUCCACGCUGGAGCGAUACCGAGCGGAAGGUGUUCCUGUGCAGUUCGACCUCCCAGAAGCCUCCCCAGGGCCCACCGUGGCUGUCGUGGAUCAGAAUCCCUCCCAGGUCCGCUUACCAGCUGGAGGAGGUACCGAGGAUGCAAAGGGCCUUUUCUCUGUCCUGGAUGAAGAGGUCCGAAUGGAGGGUUCCAGUGACAGCACGAUCCUGGAGCGCCUGUGUGCGGCCUUUGAGAAGAAAGGAGCUGGGGCUGAAGGGACCUCUGCCCUGCGCACCUGUGAGCAGCCCUUGCAGUGGGAGAUUUCCCACCAGCUGGGAUGGGACCCCGUGCGCUAUGACCUCACCGGCUGGCUCCACAGAGCCAAGCCCAAUCUUUCAGCCCUCGAGGCCCCCCAGAUCCUGCAGCAGUCGAAAAGGGAGGAGCUGCGGAGCCUAUUCCAGGCCCGGGCCAAGCUGCCUCCCGUGUGCUGGGCUGUGGCAGGGCUGGAGGGCACCUCCCAGCAGGCCCUGAAGAGGAGCCGCGUGGUGAGGAGGACAUUCGCCGGCAGCCUUGCGGCAGUGAGGAGGAGAGCCCUGUGCUCGCAGAUCAAGCUGCAGAUGGAUGCCCUGACCAGCAUGAUCCGACGGUCAUGUCUACACUUUAUCCACUGCCUGGUGCCUAACCCUGUGGUGGAAAGCAGAGACGGGCAGGGGUCUUCAGUGCCGCUGGAGCCUGGUGGAGACAAGCCAGGGACAGCUGGGCUUCUGGCCCCCGACAUCCCAGCUCUGAGGGUGCAGCUCGCAGGGUCCCAAAUUCUGGAAGCUCUACGUCUGCACAGGACAGGCUACGCUGACCACAUGGGGAUCACUCAGUUCCGCCAACAAUUCCAGGCACUGGACCCUCCACUCCUGAAGAAGCUCAUGUCAACCUCCGAGGGAAUAGAUGAGAGGAAGGCUGUUGAAGAGCUCCUGCAGACCCUGGACCUGGAGAAGAAGGCGGUCACCGUGGGGCACAGCCAAGUUUUCCUCAAGGCGGGCGUGGUCUCCAGGCUUGAGAAGCAGCGAGAGAAGCUGGUGUCUCACAGCAUCGUUCUCUUCCAGGCAGCUUGCAAGGGCUUUCUGUCCCGCCAGGAAUUCAAGAAGCUGAAGAUUCGCCGACUGGCUGCUGGAUGCAUCCAGAAGAAUGUGGCUGUGUUCCUGGCGGUCAAGGACUGGCCAUGGUGGCAGCUCCUUGGUUCCCUCCGGCCCCUACUGAGUGCCACCAUCGGGAAUGAGCAGCUCCGAGCCAAAGAGGAGGAGCUAAGGGUGUUGAGACAGAAACUAGACAAAGCAGAGAAGUCCCGGAGUGAACUCCGGCAGAACGCAGACCUGCUGGAGAGCAAGAUUGCAGACUUGACCACAGAGCUUGCUGAUGAGCACUUUAAAGGGGAUGUGGCCUGCCAGGUGCUGGAGAGUGAGCGGGCAGAGCGGCUGCAGGCCUCCCGGGAGGUCCAGGAGCUCAAGAGCAAGUAUGAGCAAGUGCAGAAAAACUUGGAAGAUGUGCAGAAAAGGUUAGAAGAAGCACAACAGAAAAUUCAAUUGAAUGCUUUGGAAAGGAAUUGCACUGGAGGAGCAGAUGAGUGGCAGAUGCGCUUCGACUGUGCCCAGAUGGAGAACGAGUUCCUCAGGAAGCGUCUACAGCAGUGUGAGGGGAGGCUGGACUCGGAGCUGACCUGCAGGAAGGAGCUGGAGCAGAAGCUCACGGAGCUGCAAAGCGCUUACGAGGGGGCCAAGAAGACAGCUCACCAACUGAAGAGGAAGAGCCACCAUCUGACCUGUGACCUGGAGGACACCCGUGUCUUGCUGGAAAACCAGCAAAGCCGCAACCACGAGCUAGAGAAGAAGCAAAAGAAGUUUGACCUGCAGCUGGCCCAGGCCCUGGGGGAGUGUGUGUUUGAGAAGGGCCUCCGAGAGAAGGUGACCCAGGAGAACACCAGUGUCCGCUGGGAGCUAGGCCAGCUUCAGCAGCAGUUGAAGCAAACAGAGCAGGAAACCUUGCAGCUGAAGCAGGAGGUGGAGAUGCUGCAGGAGCAGAAGCGGGAGCUGCUGAAGUCACCCACUCUGGGGGAAAAUAGCGUCGCUGCCUUGAAGGAGAGGCUCUGGAAGCUGGAGGCUGGUGCUCUUGAACAGCAGAAAAUCCAGAACCAGCAGAAAAACACCAUCAAACAGCUGGAACAGCUCCGCCAGAGGUUCGAGCUGGAGAUUGAGCGGAUGAAGCAGAUGCAUCAGAAGGACCGUGAGGACCAGGAGGAAGAACUGGAGGAUGUCCGUCAGUCCUGCCAGAAACGGCUUCGUCAGCUGGAAAUGCAGCUGGAGCAAGAAUAUGAAGAGAAGCAGAUGGUCCUCCAUGAGAAGCAGGAUUUGGAAGGCUUGAUUGGAACCCUUUGUGAUCAGAUCGGCCAUCGGGACUUUGACGUGGAGAAGCGUCUUCGGAGGGACCUCAAGAGGACACAUGCACUACUGUCAGAUGUGCAGCUCCUUCUGGGCACCAUGGAGGAUAGCAAGACCUCAGUCAGCAAGGAGGAUCUGGAGAAAGUGCACAGCCAGCUGGAGCAGAGUGAAACCAAGUGUGAGGAGGCCUUGAAGACCCAGAAGGUGCUCACGGCGGACCUGGAGAGCAUGCACAGUGAGCUGGAGGGCAUGACCCGGAGCAAAAGCCUGGUGGAUGAGCAGCUGUACCGGCUGCAGUUGGAGAAAGCAGACCUCCUGAAGCGCAUUGAUGAGGACCAGGAUGACCUGAACGAGCUGAUGCAGAAGCACAAGGACCUCAUUGCACAGUCUUCUGCUGACAUUGGGCAGAUCCAGGAACUGCAGCUGCAGCUGGAGGAAGCCAAGAAGGAGAAGCACAAGCUUCAGGAGCAACUACAGGUGGCUCAGAUGCGCAUCGAGUAUCUGGAGCAGUCCACUGUGGAUCGAGCCAUCGUCAGCAGGCAGGAGGCGAUCAUCUGUGACCUGGAGAACAGGACGGAGUUCCAGAGAGUGCAGAUUAAGAGAUUUGAGGUCCUGGUGAUCCGACUUAGGGACAGCCUGAUCAAGAUGGGCGAGGAGCUGUCACAGGCAGCGGCAUCUGAGUCCCAGCAAAGGGAGAACAGCCAGUAUUACCAGCGGCGCUUGGAGGAGCUGAAGGCGGAUAUGGAAGAACUGGCGCAAAGGGAGGAGGAGGCCAGCAGGCGGUGCAUGGAGAUGGAGAAGUACGUGGAGGAGCUUGCAGCCGUGAGGCAGACCCUCCAGACAGACUUGGAGACGUCCAUCCGGCGGAUUGCUGACCUGCAGGCAGCCUUGGAAGAGGUGGCCAGUGAUAGUGAUACGGAGAGUGUCCAGACAGCAGUGGAUUGUGGCAGUGGUGGCAGAAAAGAGAUGGAUAAUGUCUCCGUCCUCAGCUCCCAGGCAGAGGGCAGUCUGCAGUCCUGGAGGAGCUGUACUCUGUCACUGGCCACAGAUCCUGUGAAGAGCCCCUCUCGACAGUCAAUCACCAGCAGUCACAUCCUCAGCCCCAGAAUGAACGAAGAGGCCGGGGAUGCUGAGACCACCCAGCCAGUAUCUGCACUGCGCAGAGCCCAGGCUGCCCGUAGCACGAUCUCCGGGGACAAGUCUGUCUCUCCCCACUCGGUCCGCCAGAAAAAGUACUGUCAUUUUGGGGAUGGUGAAGGGUUCGGUGUUGAGAGAAAGUCCAUGGAGAGAUUAGAAGCUCCAUCUUCCUCCAAGGAGUCUCACAGUAGAGAUACAUCCCCGCUGUCGAGGGGAGGAAAGCUGCCCAGUCCUUCAGCGGCCCUCUCGGAGUUUGUGAUAGGUCUCCGGAGAAAAAGAGCCCAGAGAGGCCAGGGGUCCAUGCUGGGGCUGGAGGACUGGCCCACCCUUCCCAUUUACCAGACCACGGGGGCUUCCACGCUAAUGAGGGGCAGGGCCAGCAGUGACGAGGGAGACCUCUCACUGAGGUAUGGGACAAAAUCACCCGUGGAAAUGGAAGGGGCCUCAGGAUCCCUCCCCCGAUCCACCAGUCUGAAAUGCAUCUCUUCAGAUGGAGUUGGGGGCACAGCCCUGCUACCUGAGAAGCCAAAGACCCGGUUCAGUUCCUGCGAGUCCCUCUUAGAAUCCACACCAAACUUGGGGAGAAAACUGAGCUCCCCGAGUGCACCCAGGGACACACUCUCAUCGCCCACGCUGCGUCCUAGGAGGCGGUGUCUGGAGUCCUCAGUGGACGACGCAGGCUGUCCAGACCUGGGAAAGGAACCACUUGUCUUCCAGAACCGCCAAUUUGCCCACCUGAUGGAGGAGCCUCUAGGCAGUGACCCCUUCACCUGGAAGCUCCCCAGCCUCAACUACGAACGCAAGACCAAAGUGGACUUUGAUGACUUCCUUCCAGCCAUCCGGAAGCCUGAGACACCUACGUCCUUGGCCAGAGCGGCCAAAGAUGGGCAGGACAGUUUGAGGCAUUCAAGUGCUCACUUUGAGAUGGAAGAUACUGACCGUUCCCUCCUCUCAGGGAUCAAGACUAUUUUGAAAAAGAGCCCAGAGCCCAAGGAGGACCCUGCUCACCUGUCUGACUCAUCUUCGUCCUCCAGCUCCAUCGUGUCCUUCAAAAGCGCCGACAGCAUUAAGAGUCGACCGAGAGUCCCACGACUAGCUGGUGAUGGUGGUGAGCAAACGUCCUCCGAGCACAGAGAGCCAGAGACGGGGAGCAAAGCCGAUGACGUGGAGAGCAUAAUGAAGAAGUAUCUCCAGAAGUAGCAACCAGCUCAGCCUCCUGAGAUGCAGCUGCCCUUGAAGACUUCUGACUCCACAAUUGUUUGGAGAGAGACUGACCAGGUCUCCCAUGGGCCCUCAGCCUGGAGCCAGCCAGCAAGGCUGCCAGCAAGAGGAAAGAUGGGCCCACAGAGGCAGAUCCCAUGGGAUCACUGGGCUUCCCGCAUGCUUGGUCUGAACAAAAUAAAGUGUUGGCUC